AUGGCAAAACGCCAUGUUGGCAAAGAAGUAAAAAAGAAAACAGAUAAAAAGGCUAAGGAAGCCACACCCAAGAUAACAAAAAAAAUGCAGGUUGUUGUUGAUGAAAAAACUGAUGGUGAUGAUUUUGAGAGUGAAGAUGAAGAUGAUGUUGACAAUGUUGAUGAGCAUGUUGAUAAUGAUGAUGAUGGUUUAGGGCAUGAUGAUGAUUAUGAUUAUGCUGGGCUCCACCAUGAUGUGCAAAACGCUAUGCACAUCAAUGAUGAGGAUGAGAAUGAUGAAAAUGAGAAUGAAGAGAAUGAGGAUGAAGAGGCUUUGCUUCAAAGGAUUGUGAAUGAGGAUAAAGAAAGGCGGGAAAUGAUGUUUGAAGUUUCUAUAUCAGGGAAACAUGCUCUGAUUACAGGAGUAACUCAGUAUGAAGACAUUGUUGCUGAUGAAGAACAACAAAACAAUGAAACUGAAGAGGCAAUGGCUGAUAAGUUGGAUGGGGCAUACAAAGAAUUAGAAGAUUGUUAUAAUAAAAUGAGCACAUUGUUAAAAGAGUCAAAGAUUGAAUACCCAAACAACCUCCUGGUACACAUUAAAUACUCACAUUAUCUGACAUUGUUGGAGAACAUGUCAAAAAUUGUUGAUGAAAACGCCAAGGAAAUAGCAGCUGAGAGAGAAAAGGGUAAAAAUGAAGGUGAGGUUGAAAAAGAAGUUAAAGGUGAAAAGGAAGUGGAAAUAGGAGUUGAAAAUGAAGAAGAAGGGGAGGAGGAGAUGGCUGGAAUACAAAACGCCAUUGAAGUGGAAACAGUUGGUGAAAAGGCCAAUGAAGGAGAAGGAGAAGGAGAAGGAAAAGGAGAAGAGGAAUGUGACAACUCGGGCAUUGGGGUCUGGACACUUCCAGACUCUGAUGUGUCGCACCUCCCGCGGUGCUUCCGCUUGUGGUAUUUUUGGGGGUGUUACAAGGAAGGAGAAAGGGAAGGGGAAGGGGAAGCAGAAGGGGAAAGGGGAAUAGAAAGAGAAGUGGAUAUGGCCGGAGAACAAAACGCCGAACCUUCAACUGCUACAACAGCCCCCAUAUAUGAUGAUGAUGAGACUACUAUAUUCUCAGAUGAAGAUAUAAACGAAAAUGAUAUUGAAAGAUGGGAUUGCGAUUCCAAGACACUUGAAUAUCAUAUUUCCAGAUACAAUGGGGAAAAAUAA
Messenger RNA from Helianthus annuus (common sunflower), 1185 nucleotides. RefSeq names its product neurofilament light polypeptide-like. The coding region runs from base 1 to 1185 and encodes 394 amino acids. The record is from RefSeq and is a predicted model, not a curated record. The transcript has 4 exons. Lineage: Eukaryota; Viridiplantae; Streptophyta; Magnoliopsida; Asterales; Asteraceae.